Molecule: messenger RNA, 744 nt
Organism: Chaetura pelagica (chimney swift)
Lineage: Eukaryota; Metazoa; Chordata; Aves; Apodiformes; Apodidae
Product: EVI5-like protein
Exons: 5
Source: RefSeq, a predicted model, not a curated record
AUGGCCUCGCCGGCCGCCAGCCCCGACUCCUCCGUCACCUCCGCCCCGGCCUGCUCCCCCACCUCUGACUCUGAGAACCUCAGUCCUGAUGAGCUGGAGCUGCUGGCCAAGCUGGAGGAGCAGAACCGGCUGCUGGAGGCCGAUUCCAAGUCGAUGCGCUCCAUGAACGGCUCCCGGAGGAACAGCGGCUCCUCCUUGGUCUCCAGCUCCUCGGCCUCCUCCAACCUCAGCCACCUGGAGGAGGACACUUGGAUCCUCUGGGGACGCAUCGUCAAUGAAUGGGAUGAGUGGAGGAAGAAGAAAGAGAAGUUGCUCAAGGAACUGAUCCGGAAAGGGAUCCCCCACCACUUCAGGGCCAUUGUCUGGCAGCUGCUCUGCAGUGCCACCGACAUGCCUGUCAAGAACCAGUACUCAGAGCUCCUCAAGAUGUCCUCUCCUUGUGAGAAGCUGAUCCGACGGGACAUCGCCCGCACCUACCCCGAGCACGAGUUCUUCAAGGGCCAGGACAGCCUGGGCCAGGAGGUGCUCUUCAACGUCAUGAAGGCCUAUUCGCUGGUGGACCGGGAGGUGGGAUACUGCCAGGGCAGUGCCUUCAUCGUGGGCCUGCUGCUCAUGCAGAUGCCUGAGGAAGAGGCCUUCUGUGUCUUCGUGAGGCUGAUGCAGGAAUAUCGCCUUCGCGAGCUCUUCAAGCCCAGUAUGGCCCAGCUGGGACUCUGCAUCUACCAGUUUGAGUACCUGCUGCAG